This is a messenger RNA of Owenia fusiformis, 920 nucleotides long. NCBI's taxonomy places the organism in Eukaryota, Metazoa, Annelida, Polychaeta, Sabellida, Oweniidae. The record is from the annotation of a GenBank genome assembly.
UUUUCUAAAUCGCAUGCAGAUGAAGACAGCUCCUGUACCAAGAAGGAAGCCAUUGAGCAGGCAUACAACCAAUAUUAUAACUGUAGAUGUUGGUAUCACUGAUCCAUCUGGGGUUUCUACAGUUGUGGUAGUAGUAGGAACAGCUUCAGCUGUAGUUUUUAUGUCUUCGAUUGAAUGUGUGUGUACUCCAGAUAUUGAUGAUGGGGAAACAGAUAUUGGUGAUGGGGAAACAGAUAUUGAUGAUGGGGAAACAGAUAUUGGUGAUGGGGAAACAGAUAUUGGUGAUGGGGAAACAGAUAUUGAUGAUGGGGAAACAGAUAUUGGUGAUGGGGAAACAGAUAUUGAUGAUGGGGAAACAGAUAUUGGUGAUGGGGAAACAGAUAUUGGUGAUGGGGAAACAGAUAUUGGUGAUGGGGAAACAGAUAUUGGUGAUGGGGAAACAGAUAUUGAUGAUGGGGAAACAGAUAUUGGUGAUGGGGAAACAGAUAUUGGUGAUGGGGAAACAGAUAUUGGUGAUGGGGAAACAGAUAUUGAUGAUGGGGAAACAGAUAUUGGUGAUGGGGAAACAGAUAUUGAUGAUGGGGAAACAGACAUUGGAAGAGAAUAAAAUGCUAAUGAUGGAGUUACGGACAAUGAUUUAAAAUCAGAUGCUGAAGAUGCUGAUAGAGAGUCAGAUACUGAUGAUGGAGUUACAGAUAGUGACUGAGAUUCAGAUGCUGAAGGUGCUACAGUCAUUGAGUCAAUUGCUGUUGGUUGCACUGAUAUCAAGGUGGUUGAUGUUGGUAGAAUAGAUGUUAGCCCUAUUAUUGAUGUUUGUGGUGGUAUUUGUGUUGUUGAUGACAUAUCAAUUGAUGGCAUGGAUUGUAUAGUGGAUGAAGCUUCUGGCUUUGGGCAACUACCGCCAUUAGCUGAUACACCUG